Molecule: messenger RNA, 1074 nt
Organism: Lolium rigidum
Lineage: Eukaryota; Viridiplantae; Streptophyta; Magnoliopsida; Poales; Poaceae
Product: clathrin light chain 3-like
Exons: 3
Coding region: 1-1074 (357 amino acids)
Biological process (GO): intracellular protein transport; clathrin-dependent endocytosis; clathrin coat assembly
Cellular component (GO): clathrin coat of coated pit; clathrin coat of trans-Golgi network vesicle; plasma membrane
Molecular function (GO): structural molecule activity; clathrin heavy chain binding
Source: RefSeq, a predicted model, not a curated record
AUGUCGUCCUUCGACUCCGUCACGGCAGUUGCCGGCGACGACGACCCGCUGAUGUCACAGACUCCCUUCGAUCCUACCGUCGAUAUCCCGGGCGUCUACAAUGCCGACGACAGUGGGGGACAUACCUUGCAUCGCGGCCACCGCUUCGCCACGUCCUACUCGUCCUUCGGCACCGCCCUCUCCGAGGACGACCUUGCCGGGAUCGCGGGCGACGGUGGGUACGGCGGCUACGGCAUGCCGCCGGACUCGAAUGGCACCGGCUACGGGUACAUCGGUGUCGAGGAAGUGAUGGGCGUGCAUCACGGUGGCAUUGGUGCCGGUUUCCACGGUGGUGGCAUUGUUGACGACGUGUUCGUCGGGGCUGUCCUGCCGCCGCCAGAGGCCAUGCGAGAGGAGGGCAUCCUCCGGCGUGAGUGGCGUCGGCAGAACAGGUUGACGCUGGAGGAGAAAGAGCGCAAGGAGAAAGAGCGGCGCAGCGAGAUCAUCGCGGAGGCCGAUGAGUUCAAAAAAUCUUUCCUCGAGAAGCGCAAGCUGAACUGCCAGAACAAACGGACACAGAACAGAGACAGGGAGAAGCUGUUCUUGGCGAACCAAGAAAAAUUCCACAAGGAGGCGGACAAACAGUACUGGAAGGCGAUUGCGGAGCUGGUCCCUCACGAGAUCCCGGGGCUGGAGAAGAGGGGCGCCGCCAGAAAGAAAAAGGAGCUGGAGAAGAAGCCCAACAUCGUGGUGGUGCAGGGGCCAAAGCCGGGCAAGCCCACUGAUCUCUCCCGGAUGCGCCAAGCCUUCAUGAAGCUCAUGCAGAGCCCGCCGCCACACAUGGUGCCGCCGCUGCCCCCGCCGGCGAAGGAGGAUGCCAAGAAAGACGGUGACGCCAAGAAGGAUGGCGGCAAAGACGCAAAGGAGGUGGAGCAGAAGAAGGACGGCAAGCAGGCAGCUGGAGAGGGUGAGAAGAAGGGCGCGGCCGAUGGCGCAAAUCCUACAGUAGGUGGCAAGGUAGCCGCAGCCCCUCCGGCGGCAACAGAGAGUACGGCGGAUAAAGUACCUGAGCAACCGACGCCGGCGAAGAAGUGA